AUGGCAAGUCAGAAUGCCCCUCUAAAUGAACUACAGACAAAUUAUGCAGAUUCAUCACCCUGGCUCCCAAGAGAUACCACUGUCAAACUGAUCAUUAAAAUAAACUAUGAAAUAAAGUCCCAUCCUUCAUGCUCAUCAAGUGGAGCACAGCACAUGUCAACAAUAAGCUUCCUGGACGGUUCCAUGAACCAGGACGUCUACAGCCAGCUUCUCCCUGAAAAUGAUGAUGUGCAUCAUGUGACCUUCAAGACUGUUAGUAAUGUGCAUCAUGUGACCUUCAAGACUGUUAGUAAUGUUGUACGUUCAACCAUAAGGAUGAAGCAAAGGUUUCCGCAAAGGCACCAUUUCAGUGAUGAAGAUUUGCUUGGCCUGAUUUUAAAUUACUUUGUAGAAGAACCAGUCAGUUUUGUACAUUAUGAGGAACAGGGACGAUCAGUUACAAAUGGGUCCUUGAAACAAACAGAAGUCAAAACAAGGACUAUUAGAGACACAGACCAUAAAAGUUUAGUCCUCAAAGAAGAAAAUUCAGCACGGUUGGUUGCUGUUCAUCUACAAAGCCCUGACAGCCAUCAUGAAGUGAAAAUCAACCUGAGUCUGUACAAGUCACAAAGUCUUAGCCACCAACCUGUGACUCUAGGAAUUGCUGGAACAAACUACUAUCUCUCUGUCACUGGAGACUACAGUAAUCCUGUCUUACAGCUUGAGGUUGAAUCACCAGAGAAUCUCAAAAGCAUAAACAGUGAAGAAAUGUAUCGUUUUGUUUUCUAUAAGUCUGGUGAAGACUUCUCUUCCAGGUUUGAGUCGGCUAGCUUUCCAGGAUGGUUCAUUGGCACCUCACAGAAGGAAGAAGAAGAAGUGCAGAUCGUCUCCCAGAGACAAGACAUGUUUACCACAUUUAUGAUGCUAUAGAGUUUUCGUUUAUGUGAACGGAUGUCCACACACACACACACACACACACACACACACACACACACACACACACACACACACAAAAUCAAAAUCAUUUUUUGGUUUAUGUACAGUAUAUGUACAAAGUACAGAAAGCAGCUUUAAUCUCCAUGAGAUGAAAAGUGAACAUUCUUUGAUGUACAGUAAACAAUGCACCAUAGCUAUUUUACUGACCAAGAAACAUUUAAUAACAUUCCAGUUAUUUACUUUUGUAUAGAUUAAAACUUAAUCUUGCUGCUAUGUAUGUCAUUCAAGCUUUGAAUGUUACUAUCCAAUUAGGGUUUAAAAAAGAGAAAUUGGGAUUGGAAACAAAUGUUUCAUUGACAUUCAUGUAGUUUUCUUCAUUGAUAUCAUAGCUGUCACCAGAGAAGUAUUAAACACUUCCUGCUUGCUGCUGGUUUUGACAAGAAAAUGCAGUCAAGCAACAUGGAUACACCCACCUCCAUAGCUCAGACCUACAGUGAUACACCAGCCAUUUCAUUAUUUUGAUGGCGCUUAUAUAAUUAGUGUCGUGGGAGAUACAUUCAUAGUAACUGCUUCAUGUUACAUCUCUCUUCCCUGCACACUCUUCUUGUACUUUAUCCCGUGGCAUGGAGACUGAAACCUUUUCACGAAGCAAAGCAUGGAGUCACUGAGACCAGCACAGUAGACCUUCUACUGGCAAGAAGCCCAAAACCAUUUCUAAAUGGUGAUCUAUCCAACUGAAAUAUUGGAAACAUGGCUUGUUUUGUCUUUACUCCCCUUAAUGGGAAACAUUAAUGCAUUACCACAGCACCACAAAGAAGUCUUAGAAAUAGCUCUUACACAUGAUCAUGGAAUGAGCUGCAUUUGCCUGCUUACUGAGAUGGCCUUCCUCAUAUAUUCAGUCCACUAAGCAGAAACUAUGCUUUCAGGAAGAAAAGAAUCCAGCUGCGGUGGUGCAGCGGUGUUUGAUUCUCGGCUGGAGCACCUUCUAUGUGGAGUCUGCAUGUCCUCCCCAUGGUCGAGUGGCAUUCGAAAGACAUGGGUGUGCCUUCAUUGAAGGCUGGGCGUCGGGCUGGCACCUCAGCACUGUAAAAAUCUACUGCCAAUCAUUAGCAGACUGGAGUUCCGCUGUGGCAACCCCUAACCGGGAAAAGCUGAAAGAAGAACAAACAACAUGAUAAGAGGCUAGAAGGACAGCCACAGUUGUUCGCAAAGUAAUUCACAUGUGUAAUGUUUACAAAAUGUAUUACAUUAAAUAGGGGAGCCUACUUCACCCAUAAUCUGACAUUUUCAGUGAUUUGCAUUUACCUAAAUGUUACCAAGUUUUGGAAUUUGGGAACUGGACAGUUUUUGAAACAGUGACUGAGUAACUUAACACUGAGAAGUAAGGCUAUCAGUUUAAGAAAUCUAGCAUAUACUAGCCCUAUUAAAUAUUUUAACAGCAAAAGAUGCUCUUAAGGCAAUCAUAAAUGGAAGUAAUGUUUAGUCACGUGGAAGCCUGAAGCUUAAUGAGUUAAAAGUUCCUUCCCUUACUGCCAUCUUUAUUUUCAGAUUUUCAAUAGUCUUUUGAAGGGAUUAUUUACUUUUUAAUAUGUAAUUGUUUAAUACUUCCUCUUCCUCCACCUCCUGUAAAGAAUUCUUAUGCCUACAACACAUACUGACAGUAGCUAUAUGUCUUGCAUAUGUACAGGUAUCCUUCCAUAUGUGGAUUAGUAUAUUCUAAGCAGUACUUCAGGUUUUUAACUGAUUCGUAUAGAGUAUGUACCAAAUUUAAAUUAAAUUAUUACCAUAAAUAAGAUGUAGAUGGUAUUCAGAAAUGCUUAGUGCUUUGGGUGAAUAUAUCUCAAGUAAUAUGUCAGGUUUAUGAGUAUUCAUUUGAGGUAUGCAUCUGAUUUAUUACCCUAAGUUAGGCAUAUAGAUAUGAAAACAAAACAUUUCCACUAAACAUCAAGAAAGUUGUUUCUUGCAAUUCAGAUGUUCUAAGGUUCAGAACUACAUAUGGCACACUUGUAGUAGUCAGAAAAAAGAAAUAAGAAUUACCUAGAAAAACUAUUUUCUGAGGACAUGGAUGGAAUCAGUGUACUGCCAUGGAGGAGUGAGUUAUUUUUGCAAGACACACUGAAUAUUUAGAGGCACAUAAAUACAAAAUGCAUUGGAGGAAGUUACCUCAGUGCAGUCUGUAUUUUACCAUCACAAGCUAAACACAGCCUAGCUCUCAUUUUAUUUAAUGCUCUUAGUAACAAUGAUGAUAAUUAUUAAUUUAUUUGUAUAUAUUGUUUUUUAUUUAUAACUUUUAAUCAUAAUAAAUUGUUUUAUUUAAUAUUUUAUGAUGUGAGUAUAUAUGUGGACAUAUUUAACACAUUUAAAUUAUUUUAAAUGAUUGAACAAUUUGUAAAUUAUUAGUUGAAGACAGUAGGCAGUUAAAUCAAAGUUUUGCUACUAGAGGUCCUAACUCAGUAAUGUCUUUCAUUUGCAAAAUAAACUUGUUUAAAAUGGGGUAUAAUCUAACUGUUAUGCCUUUAUAUGUUGACAGAUGAGAGAUAUCACUGCGAAAAAUUAGACCAUAUUGUUUCUUACUUGAAAUAUUACUUUGAAGUAGCUUACUGUACUAUGAAUGUCAUAAAAUUAUUUAUAAUUUUUGCAAAUAUCUUAUUUUUGUAAUACAAAUCUAUAUCAAUAAAAUAUAUUUCAUAAUCAUAAAA
Messenger RNA from Protopterus annectens (West African lungfish), 3614 nucleotides. RefSeq names its product interleukin-1 beta-like. Gene Ontology annotation, biological process: immune response; cytokine-mediated signaling pathway; cellular response to lipopolysaccharide. Bases 1 to 909 code for a protein of 302 amino acids. The record is from RefSeq and is a predicted model, not a curated record. The transcript has 6 exons. Lineage: Eukaryota; Metazoa; Chordata; Ceratodontiformes; Protopteridae. Gene Ontology annotation, molecular function: cytokine activity.